Wickerhamiella sorbophila is the source of this 438-nucleotide messenger RNA. Its product is annotated as 40S ribosomal protein S23. NCBI's taxonomy places the organism in Eukaryota, Fungi, Ascomycota, Dipodascomycetes, Dipodascales, Trichomonascaceae. The coding region runs from base 1 to 438 and encodes 145 amino acids. Gene Ontology annotation, molecular function: structural constituent of ribosome. The transcript has a single exon. The record is from RefSeq and is a predicted model, not a curated record. Gene Ontology annotation, cellular component: ribosome; cytosolic small ribosomal subunit. Gene Ontology annotation, biological process: translation.
AUGGGUAAAGGCAAGCCUAGAGGAUUGCAGGCCGCUCGCAAGCUGCGCACCAGCCGUCGUGAUAACCGUUGGGCUGAUCUGUCUUACAAGAAGCGCCUGCUGGGCACCGCUUUCAAGUCGUCGCCUUUCGGUGGCUCUUCCCACGCCAAGGGUAUUGUGCUCGAGAAGGUCGGUAUUGAGGCCAAGCAGCCCAACUCCGCUAUCCGCAAGUGUGUCCGUGUCCAGCUCAUCAAGAACGGCAAGCGUGUCACCGCUUUCGUCCCUAACGAUGGUUGCUUGAACUACGUUGACCAGAACGACGAGGUCCUGCUCGCUGGUUUCGGUCGUAAGGGUAAGGCUAAGGGUGAUAUCCCCGGUGUUCGUUUCAAGGUCGUUAAGGUCUCCGGUGUCUCCCUGCUCGCUCUCUACAAGGAGAAGAAGGAGAAGCCCCGUACUUAA